AUGGAGCAGGGAAGUAUAGUCCACUUUCUUGAGAACAAGACCAUUUUGAUCACUGGUGCCACUGGCUUUCUAGCUAAGAUUUUUGUUGAGAAGAUACUUCGGAUUCAACCAAAUAUCAACAAGCUCUAUCUUCUUAUAAGAGCUGAAAAUUCGGAAUAUGAUGUGGCAAUGGGGAUCAAUACCAUGGGAGCUCUGCAUGUUCUAAACUUUGCAAAGAACUGCGCUAAAAUAAGGAUGCUUGUGCAUGUUUCAACCGCUUAUGUAUGGGGUGAACGUGGUGGAGUUCUACCAGAGAGCCCUUUUUAUAUGUGUGAAACACUGAACGGGACAUCGGGUUUAGACAUUUAUAAAGAGAAAAAGCUGAUCGAGGAAAGGCUGCAUGAACUUCAUUCGAACGGAGCUACAGAAGAGGCAAUUACAUUGGCGCUAAAGGAUUUGGGUGUCCAAAGGGCAAGGCUAUACGGGUGGCCAAACACGUACGUUUUCAGCAAAGCAAUGGGGGAGAUGGUAUUGGGACACUUGAAAGGCAACCUACCCCUAGUUAUCGUGCGCCCCACCGUGAUCACCAGUACUUACAAAGAGCCAUUCCCUGGCUGGGUUGAAGGCCUCAGGACCAUUGACAGCUUCAUUGUUGCAUAUGGUAAGGGGAAAUUGUCAUUCUUCCCUAGCGAUCCGACUACCAUCAUUGAUGUGAUUCCGGCGGACAUGGUGGUGAAUUCAAUAAUUGUAGCCAUAGUAAUUCAAGCAAAUCAACCUUCUAUGGUCAUUUACCAAGUAGGAUCCUCGGCGAGAAAUCCAGUGAGACACGCGGAUCUUCAAGAUUACACGCUGCAUUACUUCACCAAGAAUCCAUGGAUUAGCAAGGAUGGGAAGCCUAUCAAGGUUAGAAAGAUUACUGCAGUGACCACCAUGGCUAGCUUCCAUAGACACAUGGCAACUCGUCGCUUUCUACUGCUAAAGGGAUUGAAAUUGGCAAAUAUGGCAUUUUGCCAAUAUUUUCAGGGAACUUAUAUGAAACUCAAUCGACAAAUGAAGUUCCUAAUACGGUUGAUAGAACUCUUCAAACCCUACUUCUUCUUUAUGGGCAUCUUCGAUGAUACGAACUCGGAGAAGCUGCAAAUGGUUGCAAGAGAAACCACUGUGGAUGCGGAGGCUUUUGGCUUCAAUUCUAGGUGCAUCGAUUGGGAAGACUACUUCAUGAACACUCACAUUCCUGGAGUUGUGAAAUACUUGUUCAAGUGA
Messenger RNA from Malania oleifera, 1242 nucleotides. Its product is annotated as fatty acyl-CoA reductase 3-like. Gene Ontology annotation, biological process: suberin biosynthetic process; long-chain fatty-acyl-CoA metabolic process. The transcript is spliced from 9 exons. Gene Ontology annotation, molecular function: alcohol-forming very long-chain fatty acyl-CoA reductase (NADP+) activity. Bases 1 to 1242 code for a protein of 413 amino acids. Lineage: Eukaryota; Viridiplantae; Streptophyta; Magnoliopsida; Santalales; Ximeniaceae. Gene Ontology annotation, cellular component: intracellular membrane-bounded organelle. The record is from RefSeq and is a predicted model, not a curated record.